CGCGGCGGCGGUGAGAUGCUCUCACACGCUGCCAUUUGUGAGCCCACUUCAAUGGCCGCGGGGUGCCGACUAAUCUCUGGGACGGAAAACUUUUCACGGUUGGGCCAAACUAAGUCCAGCAGCUCUUUUUUUUUUUAUCCCAACACAGUUGCGAGCUAACCCGUGUCCUAAAAUCUUCAAACUUGACGAGGCUGAUCGUGUAUACUCAGGGACGUUUGAUAGCUAACGUUCCUGUAUGAGAGCUUUCUAGGUGCCGUCUAAUACAUGGGUGAUUGGGUGAUACGCUUCAUUAUUAGUCUGUUGUUUACAGUAGUCGGAUUUUAAGUUGCUGUGCUCACUUGUUUUUCGCACUAAAGUUAACCAGGACUACAUAUUCCAGUAUGUAGCCCGAUGUGAAACACUUAACCUUCACAGGAAACAGUGAUCGGACUCGGUUAUUUGCUGGAGGACAAACCAAAAACAGAGGCUCUAAGAGCUUUCAAUGAGCAUCGAUCACUUCUCAGCUGCAGAUUUAAACCAAACAAUCAUAAAGUGAAUGACGUCAUAACCAGAUAAUACACGCUCACACUCAAACAGAGGCUGCUUGAUGUGUUUGCGUUCGAGCUGCACGUAUGGGUCAAUUAAUCGAUUAAAGUAAACAUGUGUGUAAAUAUUUGGUUCUAUUAUAGUUAUAUGUACAUAAUUAGUUUUUUGAACCAGCAGUUUUUUGCGCAUGAUGGCACUGAUGGCUGAGGUUUGCUGGAUCGAGUAAUCGGGCCGAUUUUUGUAAUUUAUUAAAUUGACCAAUUUCUUAUGUAUACCUAUUUAAAUUUACAAAGAUACUUGAUCGAUUCUGUGAAAAUGCUUUUAAAGUUAAUCCCAAAGAUGAUUUCUGUUUAUCUGUAGCAUAUAUUUGUGUAGUUAAUAAAUCAUUUUUAGAUCAGAGAGUUGCACCAUAUUGGUUGAUCUAUGUUCUAGAUUAUUGAUCAGACGCAUAGAAAUGUAAUGUGUCAGUGUAAAGGUUUUGGGGUGCCUUAAAUGCCAAAUGUGAAUUCUUUUACAAGACUAAUUCAAUAGAUUUUCGUUUUUACUUACUUAUAGGACUGCAACUGACCACUGAUCUGUUGAUUAUUUGAUUAAUAGAGUACUUGUUUGGUCCAUAAAAUGCCGGUGUUUCUCUAGCCUUUUGAAAGAAUGUCUUGUUUUGUCUACAAACCAAAAUGAUUCUGUUUGUAUGUUAAAUAAUAGUCCAAUUGAUUAUCAGUCAGUCGACGAUUGAGUUAGUAAUCGAUUAAUAAUUGACUAAUCGUUGCAGCCCUACUUGUUACUGCCCUUGUUUUAUUAAAUGAACCCCAUUGAGUGUGUAUUUCAGGAUUGGUGGCUGUGGAUAAGCACUUUUUCUUCCUGCUCUGUGGUUUUCACUUGGUCCUCAUACUUUACGCUCCCUAAAAACACAGCAGUUAUUUGAAGGUUCCUGUGUCAGGGCACCGAUAUUCCUCAGGUGACGCUAUUCAACCCGGGUGUUGUUGUGAUCGUGGCAGAGUAGAGACAACAGUACAGGGCUUGAUUACAGAUGGUAGCAGCUGGUGGUGGGAUGGUGGCUUUGAUGCAUUCAGUUCUGUCAAAAUGGCCCGAAAAAAUGGCAACAGCUGUAAAACCAGCAAUGAGGAGAGUUCCAGGUUUGGCUUUUACGUCCAUGUGUGAAGGGCAAAUUCUUUUGUGAUCAGAUGAAGGAGUUCUACCUAAUUAUUGACCUACUAUGUGAUGGAAAAAGUACAAACAGUUAGAGGAUCAGUUCUGACAACAGCUGUCCAGUCUUUGGGAAUCAAUUAUGUGGUUACUUUCAAAUCAUUGUGUGGCCUCAUGUAAUAUGUUCACCUACAUAAAUAGAUUUUGUCAAUGAGUUUAAAUUGUACGACAUGUGUUUGUAAAGCUCUAGAAUGUUGUGAAUAAACCUGGUGAAAUAGACUUUUUUCACCAGAUUGGCAGAUUUUAAUUUGACAUGAAAUAGUGGAACAGUUCCACUCCAAGUUUAAGAGAGUCAGAAUACUUAUUACACUAAAUACUUGACAAUUAUACCCAAUUUAGUUUGGGAAUUUUUGGAAAUAUUUCCAUGGGAAUUCUGGCAACCCCUAGUCCUCAUAUUGAAAGUGUGGGAAACACAGCCUUGUAGAAGCAGUUAUUGUUUGUUUGUUUGUUUGUUUUCAUUUUUGUUAAUUUGCUAUUUUAAUACUGCACACUUGUUUUCUGAAUUUUCUGGAUGUGUUCCAGUAAUGGAUGCAUGAUAUUUUUUGGCACAAUAACAGUAACAACUGUUAUAUUUUGCACAGUAAAGCAAAUUAAUAUCUUCAUCUGCUGCAGUAUGGGAAAGUGUUGAUUUCACCACAGGGGAGAAUAAAUUAACUGCAUUUGGUCGCAGGGAAAAAUGUAUAUUUAUCGAUAUUGGUUAUCAGCCUAAGCAACCCUGAUAUAACGUCAAAAAUUCCAAUAUUUCUAUUCUGGAAAUAAGGAUACUGUAUAGAUACUGUUGCACAGUGCAUUGAUGGUCCAGCUAGUUCAGACCGGCACGCACCUGGUUCCGAACGUGCACCACUGACGACUGCGUGACAUAGUCGUCGGAUCUAGAAUUUGCUGUCUGACCUAUUUUCUGUGUCGGUGUCGACAUUAUGUCAGGUCGAUAAAUGUGCUGUACCUGGAGCUGAGGGUGAAGGCUAGCUGAGCGGAGCAGUGGACAAAAUCAGGGUCCGGACAGGUUUUCCAGGUAGAGAGAGCGGGCUGAGCGUGCAGACAUGUCGGGACGCUCUGCUGCAGAGAUGGAUGACUCGCAGGAGCUGCCUGAGCUGCCGGCAAAGAAAGUCAAGCGUGAGCUCGACGGUGCACUGGAGAAAGAACCGAGUAAUCUAGGUGGUGACGGGAGUCCAGCGGCCUCGUACUCUGCCCUGUCUACGGCCUCCCUCGAUCCAGGUGAUCAGGAACAGUCGGACCUGGAGCGAGGGGCAACAUCUCAAGAAUGUGCUGACUCACUGAACCCGUACGCUCAUUCUGCCACAGACUCGACGGCGACACCUGAAUACACCCAACAGGUUUAUCAAGGAAGCAAUCCAUCAGUGACGUCAUAUACCAGUCAGGUGGCCUUUCCUUCUCUGGCCCAGUCCAGCGUGUACUCGACCUUCCCUCAGACGGGACAGACCUACGGCCUCCCGCCCUUCGGUGCUAUGUGGCCAGGCAUUAAAACAGAGACAGGGCUGCCUGAGGCGCCCUCUGGUGGCCAGCCUGGGUUUCUCAGCUUCAGCACCACAUAUACCUCAACCCAGCCAGGCCAGCUGCACUACUCAUACCCCAGCCAAGGCUCAAGUUUUACGACAUCAAGCGUGUAUUCAAACAUCCCCACAGCUACAGCCACCACCACGGCCUCCACCACUGUCGGCCAUCAGGAUUUUAGUAGCUACAACUCUCUGGGUCAGAGUCAAUUCUCUCAGUACUACAGUUUGCCUCCCAGCUACGUCCCCGCUGGGCUGCCCAGCAGCGACGAGUCGGGCGCGGGUGUUGGCGUGGCCGGAUAUUCUGCGGUGAAGAUGGAGGAGGCGGCUUCAGCUGGACUUCCUCCCAGAGAUGCAUCCCCAACGGAAAACCUCCCAGUAGGAGCUGCUCUGCCUGUCAGUGUAGCGCCCCCUGCUGGUGCCAGAGAACAGGACGAAGUUGGACAUAGGAACUCUGUGGGUAAAUCCAAGGGCAAAGGCAAGAAGGCAGAAAACUCUCCACCAGCUGAAACUGACCUGGAGCGUGUUUUUCUGUGGGAUCUGGACGAGACUAUUAUCAUCUUCCAUUCACUGCUCACUGGCUCCUAUGCACAGAAAUUUGGCAAGGACCAGGCGACUGUGCUGAACAUGGGGCUGCAGAUGGAGGAGCUGAUCUUUGAACUGGCAGACACUCACCUCUUCUUCAAUGACCUGGAGGAAUGUGAUCAAGUCCAUAUUGAGGACGUGGCCUCUGAUGACAAUGGACAGGACUUGAGUAACUACAACUUCUUGACGGACGGCUUUAAUGGUCCCAGUGGUGGAGGAGGCGUGGAGUGGAUGCGUAAACUGGCCUUUCGCUACCGUCGCUUAAAAGAGAUCUACAAUAGCUACAAAGGAAAUGUCGCAAGUCUGUUGAGUCCCAUGAAGAGGGAGCUGCUCGUGCGGCUUCAGUCUGAGAUUGAGAGCGUUACAGACGCCUGGCUCAGCACAGCACUCAAGUCUCUGCUGUUAAUCCAGUCCAGGGGGAAGUGUAUGAACGUGCUGGUCACCACCACUCAGCUCGUUCCAGCGCUGGCCAAAGUUCUGCUGUACGGCCUGGGAGAAGUCUUCCCUGUGGAGAACAUCUACAGUGCAACCAAAAUAGGAAAGGAAAGUUGCUUUGAGAGAAUCGUCUCCCGCUUUGGGAAGAAAGUGACAUACGUGGUGAUCGGUGACGGUCGAGAUGAGGAGUUUGCAGCAAAACAGCACAACAUGCCGUUCUGGCGGAUUUCCACUCAUGGUGACCUCGUGUCUCUGCACCAAGCGCUGGAACUGGACUUCUUGUAAAGGGAGAAGGUGGCGUUGAGUGUCGCACACUAAAAAGGGGAAAAUGUAUUUGUCGUCAUUGUCGUCCCGUUGGCUCAUGGAGCAGCACUGAGUGACAAAAUCCUCUACAACCCAGACUCCUACAAUAACCUGGCUCGUUAAAUCCACCGGCCCUGCUCCCUCUGCGACGACGACCAAUGACUCCCUGUGUGACGGCAAACUAUAAAUACUGAGACGGACUCUGGGUCGGAGCUGACGGUGAGUAACAGACUGGCUGACUUCAGGUUCCUCACGUCCAGCGCUCCGUCCUGCGGCAGCUAAACCUGGCACUGACUUAGACACAGACGGGAAAACUCUCUUUUUUGUUUUUUCUCCUCCUCCUCAUCCUCUGUCUUUGUCCCACAUUUAUGAUUUCAAAAAAUAGAAUCUCCUUCAGUGAACAUCAUCCUUCUUUUUGUUUGUCCUUUCUGGACAACCACCAAACAACCAAAGGGCCUUUGUUCUGUUCUGUUUUUUUUGGAGUUGUUUAGUUUGUAAUAAUCAUAUCAAAACUUGAAGGCAUUUUUUUAUUUGUGACCUCAUGUAGCCACUCCCAUAUUUAUCAUCAUGUGUGAGAUGUUUAAAGAUGAGAAAGUAAGGUAGGUGGAUCCUCCUUCACUCCUGACCUCCACACUGUGUCUCAGCAGCCUGAGCACGUACAGUAAACACGUGACCUGCGGUCAGUGAAUCACAGGUUUAUAUGGAUGAGUUGCUGGAGGGGAAAAAAACGCACCACCGUUUUAUCAUCAUCCACCAUUUAUUUCAACACUUUUGCAUUAAAUGCGAGAAUUAUAUACAAUUGAAAUUGAAUGCUGGUGUGCUGUAUACACGCUUGGAAUUAAAGGUCCAGUGUGUAAAAUCUUUGGUCAAAUCUUUUUCAUUUGGUAGAAAUGAUUAAUAAUUAAUUGUACUUCAUUUUUGAGGCUCUACGGAGUCCACAAUGGACAAACUAAAGCUCUUUUGAGUUUUGAUGCUUACCGAUGGCUACACAAGUUCAACAACACACUUGGAAGAAAAGAGCGAGGUGAGGAAUAGUUAAAUACGUUAAACGCCACCAAUAACUUUUACACACUACCUGUAAAAACAUGGUUCAAAAUGGUGCCCUGAUAUAAAUAGAAAAACACAGAUACUGUGGUAACAAUCAGGUGGUUGUAAGCUUAUUAAACAAAUAUUAUUAUUUUAUCUUCAAAUGAAAGUAAUUUCUCCUAAAUCUUACACACUGUACCUUUUAAAUCCUAGGGCAUAAAAAUGAACCCAGAAUGAAAUGAAACCAGAAAUGUUAAAUUGUUACAUUUCAGUGUCAUUUACCACAAAUCAUUUUGUUUACAAAACUCAAAUUAUCGCAGUUUUUUUUCCCCCCGGUUAUUGUUUGUAUUUGUGUAACGGCUGCCGCAAAUUACCAGUGAAAUAUUUUUGUCAAAAGCUGUAGUAGUUAAACAAUGAUCAGUAAUUGGUUUUAAUGAAUGGACGUCAAAUACAUUUGUUGACUCGUAGAUUAAAAUGAGCUUAUUAAAACUUACAUUUACAGCUUUAAAUUUUCGCAAUUUGGCCGCGUGGCGACACAAACUUGCUGAGUCGUGUUAGAGGAGUUGUGUGUUUUUUUUGUUUAGUGUUUCUUUUUGACAGUGCAAUACAUUUUGACUCUUCUCAUUAACUGUAUUUCAAAGGGAUUUUUUUUUCAUUGUUGUCAUUGGACGGUGAAGGAAGGAAGGGGGGAAAGUGGGAGGAGUCAACCUUCCUGGGUCUGUAUGAGAUUGCGACUGAACAAUACUGAGCCUGAAGAUUUUUUUUUUCCUUUGUUUUUCGGUAUUUUACCUAUAAUAUGCAGCUUGACCGUUACGAAUGUGUAUUUCUGUUGUGUGUGCGUGUGUGUGACUGUUUGUAUUUAUAUCGUGCCUUUUAACUACCACGUGUACGCAUAAUCUCAAAGGGAAAAAAAACCUAAGAGUUUUUGUUGAAAACAUUUAUCACUGCGUUGUUAUAUUAUCCAAAGUGUUAUCUUCUCUUAACCCCCUUUUUUUGUUAUGUUAGACUUUUUUUUGAUUGAACUAUCUUGUCUGCACUGUAUUUAAAAAGGUCUCUGGAAAAAAAAAAAGAAAAGCUUUCUGUUGAUUUUUCUCUGCGUUUUUUCAAGAAUAGAUAAUCCCAAUUAUUAUUAUUUUUUACAUAUAUAAUUUCUUUAAAACAAAAAUCUCUGCUUUUUAUUUGUUGCUGUGAAAACGCUGCAUCGCUUAGAGACAAUCGUGAUCUGUAAUUAUACGUGGUAUCUUUUUUUUUUAAAUGCAGGUCAGGUGAUGUCAGAGGAAGGCGAGUUUUUUGGGACUGUGUAAACUCAAGUGACCUGUGGGCCACUGAGCAUCUAGUCUGGUCAGUAGGUCGUCUAUCAAGUGAAGAAAAAUGGAAUUUUUGGUAAUAACGGCGUAAAAUUGUAUCAUGAUAUCGCAAAAAACUAUGUUUGUGACAAUAUUUCCACAGAUUUUCCAAAAUAAUAGUGUUUUUGAUAUAGAAAUACAUUAAUGAUUCAAAAUUAAUCCAUAAGUAAAGUCAUCAAAGUCAGUGGUUCCCAAAGACUGGGUCGGGACCUACGGAUGGAUCGCAGAACAUUGUUGUUGGGGCCCCCCAACCUUUUAGUUGAAAUCUACAAGUAUACGUUUAAAAUGACAGGGAUGAAAUUAAGUUGUAAUUAAACGUCUAAUUGGAAAUUAUUCAUAGACCUUUCCGAAAUUUUAGAUGUUACACAUUAGUCGCUGCAUUGGGCUUUAAGUGGCUUGUUGCUCGUCAUGAUUUAUAUUGCGAUUUGGGUCACAUGGCAUCAUGCAGGCCGCGAGGUUGACACCUGAUGCUCUUUUUGUUAGGUUUUUUUUUUUUUAAAGCUGUCAUCGUCCAUUAGAAAAACAAACCACGCAAUAUUCACAGGGCGAAAAAUUCUUCAAACGUGUUUUCUUUUUUCUUUCUGAUGCCAAAUAACUUGUGUUAUUAAAGAAAAAAAAAUGCAAAGUGUUUCAUCUCAUCGUCAAGGGCCCAGUUAGGAUACGCUGAGUCUUGUUAGGAGCUGAGCUGUCAACUGAGCGUUAUCGUCAUAAUCUCUGCUUAUUUAACUCCAUGCGUCACUAUUUUCACAGUCAUGUUGUGAACCAAACACUCGGUUCAAUGUAAAUAAAUUUUAGAGUUUCAGACGCAA
Molecule: messenger RNA, 7743 nt
Organism: Solea senegalensis (Senegalese sole)
Lineage: Eukaryota; Metazoa; Chordata; Actinopteri; Pleuronectiformes; Soleidae
Gene: eya3
Product: EYA transcriptional coactivator and phosphatase 3
Exons: 19
Coding region: 2769-4544 (591 amino acids)
Biological process (GO): multicellular organism development; negative regulation of extrinsic apoptotic signaling pathway in absence of ligand; positive regulation of DNA repair
Cellular component (GO): nucleus
Molecular function (GO): protein tyrosine phosphatase activity
Source: RefSeq, a predicted model, not a curated record